Molecule: messenger RNA, 493 nt
Organism: Nematolebias whitei (Rio pearlfish)
Lineage: Eukaryota; Metazoa; Chordata; Actinopteri; Cyprinodontiformes; Rivulidae
Product: palmitoyltransferase ZDHHC7-like
Exons: 4
Biological process (GO): protein targeting to membrane; peptidyl-L-cysteine S-palmitoylation
Cellular component (GO): Golgi apparatus; endoplasmic reticulum
Molecular function (GO): protein-cysteine S-palmitoyltransferase activity
Source: RefSeq, a predicted model, not a curated record
UAUUUGUAAACGGUGCAUCCGGAAGAUGGACCAUCACUGUCCCUGGGUCAAUAACUGCGUGGGUGAAAAGAAUCAGAGAUACUUUGUGCUUUUUACUAUGUAUAUUGCACUGAUUUCUGCCCAUGCUCUUGGCCUCAGCGGGAUGCAUUUCUUCACAUGUAUUAAGGUCCAGUGGAACGAGUGCAGUGACUUCUCUCCAGGGGUGUCCGUGUUGCUCCUGAUCUUCCUCUGUCUCGAAGCCAUCCUCUUUCUCACUUUUACAGCUGUAAUGUUUGGCACGCAGAUUCACUCCAUCUGCAAUGAUGAGACGGAGAUUGAACGUCUAAAAAACGAGAAGCCGACGUGGGAGCGUCACAUGAGAUGGGACGGGAUGAAAUCUGUGUUUGGGGGUCCACCGUCUCUUCUGUGGUGUAAUCCCUUCACGGGAUUGCGUCUGCGGCGCUUGUUGCUGUUGAGCUACGGUCGCCGUGGUGGCUCUGAGUUUUCUGUCUGA